CACGGCUAGUACAGACCAUUCCAGCGCGGUAGCCGCCACGCUCGCCCUCUCCGCCGCGAGGGACAUCUGCUUCCGCCGCCGACCCCUCCACUCCAUAGACGGCCUCGCCCUUCAGAAUCCCCGCCAUUCCUGCCACGAGCCCCAACCACCAGCGAGACGGCAGAUCGGGAUGCACACCGAUGGCCGCGCGCCUGCCCGCGUAAAGGUCCUCACCUCCCGACCCCGUCUCCGGCCGCCGCCGCCCGACGGGAUGUCGGCAGGCCAGCCGCCAAGGAAGCGACCCUGCCGCCGCCAGACCAGCACAUGGCCUCCAGGCGGGUCGUCCCUGACGAGCUAGCGCAGAUCGGGAUCUCUUUUUUUUUUUUUUUUUUUUUUUUGAGGAAUGAUCGGGAUCCCAUGGUUCCAGGUGGCCGACCUCCUUGCCGCUGCCUCCCAAACUCUGCUGCAAGAGCGUAGCUACACCUGUGCUCUGAAGGUAGAUGCCACACCAUCUUCUGUUUAUUCUCUUCUUCACAAUUGUUAUUGCAGAUGCCAUGACUCUAUCACUCCUAUGUUUACCCCAACUCUAAAGCCAUCUGCGUGUGUAGAACUAGCUUAUUUAAUCCCUUACAUGCUUAUCUACAUGUGUGUGGUAUUAGGAUUGUAUAGCACGGAUGGAUUGAACCGCAUGUAAGUGAGAGCAGCCAGCCUAGGUGCGUGCAGUAAUGUGGGCGUAGAUGUUCAUGUUAAGAAGGUUUAGGGAGAAAAAUACACCUAUGAUAACAAAUGGCUGCAGGGUGAAUACUGAUCGAAUCACCUUCGGAUGUUGUUGAUGUACUAAGCAAAUUCGGACACAAAUUAAUCGCUAAUUAGUAAUUACACCACGAUGAUUUACCUCUUUCUCUAGCAACGCUGUCUCCAUGGAGGAGCAACACCCUUCACUGCUCAUCGCGGCACCCAGGCUGUCCGCGCACGGAGGCAGCGUUGGGGAGCAGCAAGGAUGCACGGCGGCGGGUUCAGGACCGAUGCUCGGAUGAUGUCGGGGAUAAGAACGGCUACAGAUGAUUGCUAGGUGCAUCUCGCCGCCUUAUCUUCUGUUAAAUCGCUUCAACUCUCUUUAGUAGAGUUGCUAGUCACUUUAGUUAAGUUGAUUAUUCCCGGUAAUUAAGUUCAUAUCCUUAAGUAAGUUGUUUACUACUAAUUUUUAUAAAUUUUUGUGUUGAUACAAUAUCCAUGCUAUGUUUCACUUUAGUAGAGUUUCUACUCGCUUAAUUAAGUUGAUUAUCCACGAUAAUUAAGUUGCUCAUGCCCUUAAUUAAGUUGUUUACUGCUCAUUUUUAUCAAGCAUCGAGCUUCCUGAAUUCCCUUCCGCGCUGCCCACUUCGCAAGCGUUGAGCUUCCCCGAUCCCACCCUGAGUUGCCCACUUCAUAAUAAGGAUUUAACCUGAAAGUUCAUUUCUGAUACUUCUAGGUUUUACUUGCGUGCUUUUGUAAAAGUUAUAUUAGGAUCACACCUACGUUGUUCAAUACUUUCUUGCGAGUUGUUUUGCUUCUUCCUCCCCUUUUAACUAAGUUGCUUUUAUCAAUACAAUUAAGUUCGUUCCACCAUCUAACUAAGUUGCUUUUUGUCAACAUCCUUACAGUUUUUGAGUUACACCAAAAUGCCCCUCAAUAGUAUACUGAUUUAAAUAAGUUGCUUCUUUUCAUCUGGCUAAGUUGCAUUGUUAGAUUGGCUAAGUUGUUUUUCUGACUAUAUCACAUAACUAAUUUACUUCCCCAAUGCAUUUAAUUUUUGGUUAAACAACUAAUGACAAUCCUGAGCUUAAUAAUGACCUUGAAUUAGACACUUGCUUUUCUAGCAGACAAACUUGAAUUCUAGAAAAAAAAAGACACACAAGUUCUCGCGUGCGUUUAAAGUUGAAGCAGAAGCAUGGAACCAUCCAGUGCCUUGUCCUGAAACUUGUCAGCAUGUUCGUGUUUAGGAUGACAGACAAUUAUGGGGAACUCUAAACUGCUACGAGAUGGGAAACUGAAGCCACUGAAUUCAUGAAUCAAUAGUAUGGAAUAACGAGUGGCUCAGCUCUGGAUGUUACUCACCACUACCUAAUAGUUUUGAUUGUAAGUCAAGCUGGACAGACUGGAUGUAGUUAUAGGGGGUGUUAAGUUCUUCUGCCUCCUUUUUGAUUUAUAUGGAUAAGUUGUCUAACAAUUUAAUUAAGUUGUUUUGAAGUUAGUUUUAAAACAUGGUUAAGUUGGUUUCUGAAACCAACAUAGUUGGUACUCUGUGAGCAUGCCUGAGUUGUCUUUUAUCUGCUAAUUAAGCUAUUUUUUCAGCUCCAUUAUUAAGUUUGCACCUUGAUUUACAUUAAAUUGCAGUGUUCAAUAUAGCUAAGUUGUGUACUGGAAUCCACCAUAGUUGUAUUUCCAGUAAGUUUUAUAAUAAUCCAUUUAGUUGUUUGAUCGGCGUGGCUAAGUAAAUUUGUGUUUUAUCCUAUGGUUUAGUAAGUUGUAUACUGGAUUUUAUUAAGUUGUUUUUGUCCAACAUGCUUAAGUUGUACACAUAACCUAAACAAGUUGUUUUUGUCAGUAUGCUUUUAGUUCGUAUUUUUAUUUUCCAAGUUGUAUAUUGAUCCCUAUCUUCCUCUAUCGCCCCCACCCCCUUCUCUCUCUCUCGCUUCAUGUCCCCAUUCCUCUUCCAAGAGCACACAAAUGGCUAGGGUUUCUCCCUCAGAUCUUCUCGUUGUUGAGCGAGCGAGCGAGAUGACUUGAGUUCAUCGAAGGAGGUCGAGCCGCAUGGUAGGGGCAGCGGACUGCGAGAGGCACGCGUCGGGGAGGGGGGAUUUGUCGUGGAGCUCUAGCCGUGCGUGACGGCAGGGGCUUGGCGACCAGGAUCCAUGCCGGAGGACUACAUCGACUACAUAGGGCCGCACACCAGUACCAUCUCGAACACGGUGGUGGAGGAAGCCAUGGCACCUAGCCCGAGCAGGUGGCGACACCCACAAAGCCUAGCGUGAGCGCAAGCCUGACGAAUGUUCAAUGGAGAUCUGCGAGAGAAAGAAGAGAAGAGUGCUACGAGGGACGUCACGUGGUCCUUGGUUGUAGUUGCCCCUUGCGAGCUAGCUAGGAGGACACCAACACGUGAGGGCUAGUCCCAUGAUGGCGUUCGGGAAAAUGGUCUACGUCUGGAUUGCAUAUACGUAGUAUGUUUUUUUUUCUGGGUGAGUGUUAGGUGAGACAAAAUAGCAUCCGGAUGCUGGUUGGGGCAAAAGAGCAUCCGGAUGCUGGUUGGGGCAAAAGAGCACCCGGAUGCUGGGAUAUGCAAACCAGCACCGGAUGCUAGCUAGGCACGUCCUGAAUCCCAAAUUGGGUAUUUAUACUGUGUCUCUGGAUGAUAUGACCAUUAGGUUCAGCAUAGUCGAGGGGUGUGAUGAUGAGGAAAACGCGUUCUGGGCUCUUCCCACUAGCUUCGGUCUGAAAUCACGAGUCACCGACACUGAUGGUAUCUCCAAUAAUCAGGUGAACCAAAAAAGAAUUGAGCAGUGCUGCCAAGAGGAAGAAGAGGACAAGAACAUUGCAGGGAGGCAGUGGUGUGAUCUCCAUACUGACUUGUUACAGCUCCUAGUACCCAAGAUAUCAUUCAUAGAUUUCCUGCAUGUGAAAGUUGUAUGCAAACAAUGGAACUCCAUCGCAGGACCGAUCCAGGAUGCGAAAGUAUCGCCAUUACUCAUGACAACUAGGCCAGGAAGGGCCAAGGAUCUCAUCGAGGUCUAUGAUCCGGUGAGUGAGAAGAAGUACAUAAUUAGGGUACGCAUUCCUGAUUCAGGUCUCAGAUCGCAAGGAUCACAGUUACUGCAUUUUACAAAGAACGGCUGGGUCAUCAUGUCGAGAGGCGACGAUCACAUGUUCUUCUUAGUUAAUCCGUUCAAGAAUUACCCGGAUGGCGGUGAUGUGAUUGCUCUUCCACGUCUAGAACUCCUUGGCCUUGGUCUAAAGGGGCUCUCAUUCUCAUCCGUGCCAGGUUCCCCUGACUUCGUGGUCCUCGCAGCUGGAACUACACCAGACGGCAAAGUUGUCAACAUAAAUACAUGGCGAAUCGGUGACAAAGAUUGGAAGGAAGAGUGCUUAGGAGACGACGAUGUCCCGUUCCUCAUGGCAUCUCACAGCCCUGUCUUCCUCGAUGGCGUAUUCUACUUCCUAGACAUCAAUGGCAGGCUCGGAGUCGUGGACCCGAAUGAAGAAGAGAUGGAGUGGAACGUUCUGGAAAAGCCGGAUCUGCCGAUACGUGGCAGCGAUAACGUGCAUUGUUUUGAAUGUGACUAUAACUAUCUGGUGGAAUGGAAAGGGGAUCUUAUCACCAUUGUUAGGGAGAUCGACAAUGGUGGGUCUGUCAAAAUGUUCAAGCUAGAUCGGUCUCAGAUGGUUUGGUCGGAGUUAGAAGGAAUGGAGGAGGUGGCCUUGUUUUGGGAUAGGAGCAAUGCUCUAAUGGCGAUGCCCCCUCAGGGAGAAGAUUCAUGCAACAAGAUGUUCCUCCCGAACUAUAUUGAGACCGAGGGUGGUGGCAGGAAUCAGGCGUUCUACUCUUUCAAAGAGCAACAAUACUACCCUUCUUUGUAUGCCAAGGAGCCCCUGAACGCCAUAUGGUUCGACCCAAACUUGGAGGAUGUAAUUCCGGUGACGAAGCAGUAG
Messenger RNA from Lolium perenne, 4665 nucleotides. NCBI's taxonomy places the organism in Eukaryota, Viridiplantae, Streptophyta, Magnoliopsida, Poales, Poaceae. The record is from RefSeq and is a predicted model, not a curated record.